GGUUGACAUUGCGUUGGCACUGUUGGAGGAAGGGAGGAAGUGCGUUGUGGUGCGUUAGAGAAGAAAGUCUCAAUCCGCUUCCGCUCAUGACGGUACGGGAACGACAGGAGCGGAUCAGAUCGGGAACAACAAGAGCGAAUGCGUAACAGCAGGACAUCGCAGGAAGCAAGCUCGCAUCCCCCUGCUGCCGCUGCCGAGGUUAUCGCCGCGUCCAAUACCAACACUCAAAUCCUGUUGUAAUCCACCAUCCAAAAAUACGCGAUAAAGAGUGUGCGUGUGAUUGCGUGCGUGCGUGCGUGAGUGCACUUUGGGGACCAAAGGCCCGUCACCAGGUAGUUCGCACCGUAGCACAAGAGUCGUGACGAAGCAAAACAGGGGACCACCAUUACGGGCGGUUCCUGCAAUCAGGCAUCGUUGAAGACAACGGCGACACCACCGCCACCGUCGCCAUUGUCGUCGCGGCAUUGUAAUCAUCGUGCUUGGAUUCGAAAACUCGCAGAAUUCUCUGCCUCCCACUUCCCCACAUACCCCUUCGAUACGUCGCUUUUCUCCACGUAUCCCGCUGGAACGAAGUACCCAGGUGUGUGCGUGCGUGAGAGAGUGUGAGACGUGCAAAAUCUCUCUAGCUCUCUCUAUCUGUUUGCGUACGCGUGUGCGACCGUGCGUGUGUCUGUGCGUCUGUGUGACUGUGUGUCGGUUUGGUGUUCCGAGGGCGAUCUCUAGUAGGCUAGGUGGCUCCCGUUUUCUUCGUUGGCCGCAGCAAAAGACUCUCUCUGUGUAGCGCGUUGUGCAACGGUGCAACCGGGAAGGUUUUCGGAUUCGGGUGCCGACCACUGUCGUCUCUUCCGUGGCCAUACACGGCGUUAAUAGGCGGUCACUGCUAAACGGAAUCAUCGGAAUCGGAGAUAGUACCAGCACCGUGCCAGCCGUCUAGUCCUGUUGCCUGCGUCCACGGCCAACCUAUUAGCGACCUCGGCGUUGUGGGUGUAAGGUGCUGCAGCCUGCGCGCGUGAAGGUGCAUUGAGCGCCACCAACCGUGACGUCACUCACCCACCACCACAAAGGCAGCCGCAACACCACGACACCUGUCAGAAGAAGGCCCGGUUGACAUCCUGUGCUUUGAUGGGUAUCCCUUAGCAGCUUUAACAGAAGGAAACUGUCCCGCCGAGACGCCCCGACAGCCAACGAGCCAACCGACUAAUCGCAUCAACCAACCAACCAAUCAAUCAACCAACCAACCAAGCAACCAACCUACCCCCACGCCACGGCUCUACUUCCGGUGAUCGGAGCAGCGCAGUAGGAGGAAGCAAAAGGAUCAAUCACACGCGCGAAUCGCAGCAAGACGAUGGACGGACUUAUGCAGUCACAGGUGCACGGCUUGUCCCCCUCGACGACGGCCAUCCGCAAGAAGGAUGCCGAGGCGAAGGAAAAUCUCUGGUCUUCGAUACUCAGCGAGGUACAAACACAGAGCAACACAAAGCUUCCAUCGAACAAGUCGGUACUGGUGCUGGGCGACAAUGCGAGCGGCAAGACGACACUGAUCGCCAAACUGCAGGGUGUUGAAGAUCCGAAGAAGGGUUCCGGUCUGGAGUACGCGUACAUCGAUGUGCGCGACGAGUACCGUGAUGAUCUCACCCGCCUCGGAGUAUGGAUUCUCGAUGGCGAUCCGGGCCACAAUAACCUGCUCAAGUAUGCCCUCAACGAGCUCAAUUACGCACACACGCUGGUCAUACUGACGCUGUCGAUGACCGCGCCGUGGAGUUGGGUAGACCAGCUGCAGCAUUGGAUGAAGAUACUGGAGGAUCACAUCGCUGGGUUGAAAAUCGAGCUAGAUGAGAAACGACAGUGUCAGCAGCGGUUAGCGAACGAAUGGCAAAACUAUUGUGAAACGAUAGACGACCUCGAUCCCGGCUCACCGAUGAAGCGCACCAAUCGGCUGACGACAGUGGACGAGGAGCUCGAUGCUCUGCCGUUGCCGGAAGGUGUUCUCACUACCAACCUGGGAUUGGACGUAGUAGUUGUCGUCACGAAGACGGACUACAUGAGCACACUCGAGAAGGAGCUCGACUACCGGGAUGAGCAUUUCGACUUCAUGCAGCAGUGGAUCCGGCGGUUUUGCCUUAUGUACGGUGCGUCACUGUUCUACACCAGCGUGAAGGAGGACAAGAACUGUGACCUGCUCUACAAAUAUCUAACGCACCGGAUCUACGGUCUUCCGUUCCGGACGCCCGCACUGGUUGUCGAGAAAGAUGCGGUAUUGAUACCGGCUGGAUGGGAUAAUAUGAAGAAGAUUAGCAUACUAUACGAGAAUAUGCAGUCGUGCAAGCCGGAAGACUACUAUAAUGCUAUCAUCGCACAACCGACAACAAGGAAGACCGUGUCAAACCGUGAGGUCGAGAUAGAGACGGAGGAGGAGCAGUUGUUCCUGACGCGCCAGCUACAGCUGCUGCAGCAAGGUCAGUCGCCGGCUCGUGGCGAAUCACCACUGCGAUCGCAGCCGUCCACUAUCAUGAAGAAUAGCCCGCGAACCCCGGUUGCCACCGUUGCGCAAGGUUCACCCAAGAAGGUCGAUGGUAAGCUAACGCCUGGCACACAGAGCGGUGAGGGUGUGCUGGCGAACUUCUUCAAUUCGUUGCUGCACAAGAAAUCGAUAACACCUGGAUCAGCGGCGCCUGCCGGUGGUGUGGCCACCGGGCUCGGCAGUCCGGUAGGACUAUCAUCAACCCCAAUGCGCUCGUCCACGGUGCCCGUCACCAAUGGCGUUAGUAUGAUUGGACCGGAUGGCGUGUCGCCCAGCGACAAGAUUACCAUGCGCACAGAGGCUGUCCUCGAACUGGACCGGCUUGCCCGGAGUGUCAAGCGGGAGGAAUUCUCACCCGCUCAGCAAUCAGACUGCUGAACAGCUACGGCUUCCACGUUAUGUCGCUACAAGCAUUGGGGUGCUCCUGAAACGAUUGUGCCCGCUCUUACCUUCCACCUUCCCUUUGUUUUAGAUUUGAAGCGCGAUGAAUUUGAAGGAAGCAGCAGCACCAGCAACAGCAGCAGGGUUUUAUAGAGUAGCUGAGCAUCGUCACGCCUACAGCAGGCGCGGCGAUUGUAACUAUUGUGAUGGGUAUAUGAAGGAUAUCAUGAACGAACCUCUUGAUGGCACAAGUUUGAUCCGCUGUGUACAGUUCAACCCCAACAGGAUUACGUUAGGAGUACUGGCGAGACGCUCGCUCUCGUCAGACCGGAUGAAUGUAAUGAUAAGUCCUCGUCUUCGUUUUAAUCAUGGUGCAUUGUGGGGCCGAUUUUUUGCUAGAUAUUUUCGCCAUGCCGUUUUACUCUACUCCGAGUGGUAUGUGAUGCGAUGUAGGAACUAUUAUGAAAAAGAACAGAGCCCCUGGAGUAUACCGUAUGAAGCGGUGCAGAGCAUUAUGUAGGGAACCCCAAAACCCCCUUCACUAUUCUUUUUGUUGGUUCGCUUUUGAUACUAUUAUAUUCAGAUUGGAAAAGGCGGGUGUUGCGGCACUCCCUUUGAGCGAGUAGCAAGCUGUAAUCCUAAAACAAUCGGUAAUUUUUACGUCAGGGAACGCGCAAUAAACUCAACAGGUUCACCUCCUUCUCAGGAUCUGCUAUCUGGUCCUUUCGGAACAUUAAGAGGCACCCGUAUGGCAAAAGGCAUUCAAGGUGGUUGGGUAAUGUUCAACCGGCCGCUAACCGCGCGCUUUGUAUGGCAGGUUCAGAAAACUGGCCGAUUAGUGGCCGGCCGGUUAAACAUUAACGGGGCGCCUUGUAUGCCUUUUAUCAUACGAGCACUCCCUAUUUGGUGGAUAGUAGGAAGCUUUUGUUUUGAUCCUCCCCGUAUUUUUGUUUUUGAUAGUUUGGUUUUUGGUUUUCUGUUAGGCUUUUGCAUAGACGGAAGGUGUGCUUAUUAUGCGCUUGUUAUGUGCCCACGAGUUCUAUUGCGCAUAGGUCAAGGUGGGAGAUUGGGCAGUGGUCUAACUUAAAAUAAAACAGUGAGCACAGUUUUGAAUGUGAAUAGUGAAGAAUUAAAGAAAAACAGAAAGAGAGAGUGAACGAGAUCUGCUGCUUUUGGGAAUACUUACAGUGCAUUGAAUUGUGAAUAAGCUAUUGAAUUUAACGAAUGAAACGCGGCAACCGCAUUAUAUAAUGGCGUCAAGGAACAAGACAUCGCAGAACAGAUGGAAAACUCAGAUUGACAAAGGGUUGAAGCUGGUUUGUUACUGUCGUCGCCAAAACCUCGAUUAAUUAUCAGUUUGAACGAGACUAACAGCGAAUGAGAGAAGAGAGAUAGAGAGACAGAGUUAGGCAGAGAGAGAGAGCGCGCGCACAAGAGAAAGAGAAAAAGGGAGAAAGUGCGUGUCUGCGAUAGACGGUAGAGCAUAAGUUCACAUUCUUAUUUAAACAAACUUCGGCGAUGGUCGUUGCAUACAUACUAUGGAACCAUAAACAGUCUAGGUAACCUAUUUAUAACGGCGAAGCUCGUCGUCGUCCUCGUCUUCGGAUUUGUCCGCUAACACCCCCUCCCCAAUUCCAAUGAGCAAGCGAAAUACAGCACAUCGGUAUUAAUCCGUGGCAUCGGCUUGGUCCGGUUAGAACACGGUGCGUUACCACCACAUCGCAAGCCAACAAAGUCCUGUCGUUGGAUGUGUGUGCAUCUGCAUUGAGGCAAAGCCAAAGUUUCAAAUGAAAAGGAAAACAAUAGAUGUACUAUCAGUAGCAACAGCAGUAACGGUGGCACUAGAUCGCUCGCUAGGGAUACCUCCUCGUUGGAACAUAGCUGCAACAUCGUAAAAUGGCUUCAAUCUAGCUUAAAUUGCACGUAACACAAGUUUGAAACAUUUUUGGUCUAGUUCCAAAUCCGGACGGAAAGGACAAUUCUAGCAUUCAACUCGAUUGGUCGACGGUGUCGGGCGAACGUUGCACUGUGCUUUGAGCUUACAAAAUGAGUUGUAAUUCGGAACGAAACAAUCCUGGAGAGGAGAUUGAUGGGAGGGAGGGAGCGAGGUUAAACCCACACCCCUCCCUCCGCCUCAAAUUAUUGGCGGACCAAUUUAUCUUGCUUAGGUGCGUGCGAACGGAUGCAGAGAGAGGAAGAGAGAAAGAGAGAGAGAGAGAGAGAGAGAGAGAGAGAGCGAGACCGAGAGAGAGAGA
Messenger RNA from Anopheles darlingi, 5157 nucleotides. RefSeq names its product cytoplasmic dynein 1 light intermediate chain 2 (gene Dlic). The record is from RefSeq and is a predicted model, not a curated record. The transcript is spliced from 8 exons. Gene Ontology annotation, cellular component: cytoplasmic dynein complex; centrosome. Gene Ontology annotation, molecular function: dynein heavy chain binding. Gene Ontology annotation, biological process: microtubule-based movement; microtubule cytoskeleton organization. Lineage: Eukaryota; Metazoa; Arthropoda; Insecta; Diptera; Culicidae. The coding region runs from base 1346 to 2899 and encodes 517 amino acids.